AUGGUUUUAAAGCUGCAGUGCUGUGUCUACUACAGCGGUGUAGGUGAGCCUUCCAUAUCGCUGCUUCUUGUUGGGGUGGCAAGGAGGCACAGUCGCUGUUUACCAGAUCCUAGCUGUGCCUCUAGCAAAAGCUUGCAGCCAUGCGAGCCAUGGCUGGGACACAACCAUGUCGAGAAUGAUGCCUGUGGUGCUCCACUAAGAUAUGAAACUAUGAGGCUCAAGGAUACCUCUACUAAAGACAGUUAUGCUACUAACGAGACAGUAGAAUACAUCUGUCGUGUAGGAUACAGACGAAACUUCAUGUCCUCCAUGACUGCUGUUUGUAAUGCUAAUAAUUCAUGGACACCUCUCCAAGAAGUUUGUAUAAAAAAACUAUGUAGCAGUCCAGGAGAUCCCCUAAAUGGUUAUGUAACCAUGACAAAUGGAACACUGGAGUUUGGCUCACAGGUUGACUUUACUUGUGAAGAUGGUUAUCACUUAAUUGGUAGAAAAACUCUGUAUUGUGAGGUUAUUGGAGACUCAGUUGGUUGGAGUGAUAAUCCCCCAAUAUGUGACAGGGUUAAGUGUGUACCACCUCCAAACAUAGAAAAUGGAAUAUACAGAACUAGUGGAAAGGAUGUCUAUGAAUAUAAUGAAGUAGUAAAUUAUGAAUGUAAUUCUCUAAGUGGACCAGAUCAAUACUCACUUAUUGGAAACAAAGUUCUUUACUGCACUGGCAAUGGAGAAUGGAGUAGUAAGCCUCCUGUGUGUAAAGUGGUCAAAUGUGAUUAUCCAGUAAUCAGAAAUGGAGACCGAGUAGUGGGACUUGGAUCACGAUUUACCUACAAAUCACAGGUCGUAUUUCAGUGCCAUCAGGGUUAUGUCAUGAAGGGAAGCAACACCAUUAUCUGUGAAGAAAAUAGUACAUGGGUUCCUCCAGUUCCGACUUGUAUUAAAGAGCUGCCUCCUCCCACUACACAACCUCCAAUUUUGAGUCAUUCAGGUUUAGUAAUCUCCUGA
Orycteropus afer afer is the source of this 999-nucleotide messenger RNA. RefSeq names its product CD46 molecule (gene CD46). Gene Ontology annotation, biological process: negative regulation of complement activation, classical pathway. The record is from RefSeq and is a predicted model, not a curated record. Lineage: Eukaryota; Metazoa; Chordata; Mammalia; Tubulidentata; Orycteropodidae.